AUGUCUGACGCUGAAGAUAAACAGUCCAUCCAAGACAAUCUAAGAAAGGACCCAAACCUUGUGCCUGAAAAUAGGCCAUCUCUGGCUAAUGAUGCCACUCAGUCUUACGAUACGCUUCCAUCAAUGAAGGCUUACGAUACGGCUUAUCCUCCACUUAACCAGUACUCCUCAGGCCAGCCGCUGAAGCCGUUCCAACCACUUGAACACCGGAAGCCUUCGGUAUGGCUGUCAGCAGCUACUCCAAUUCCACAAAGCCAUGGAUUUGGUGUCCAGCCUGUCCAGGCGCCAACUCCUGGAGGACAUCCAGGCCAUGUUAUGUAUAUGGGUUCUAAUGGAGCACCAGUGUCCGGUCCAGGCCAUGCGGUUCCUUACGCUGCUUACAAUUCAAUGAACUCUGGUCUUGCCAACCAAGGCAUUCCACAAUCACACGACAAUAAUACCAGUAAUCCAAAUGGUAUUAUGGAUGGUGCCUCUGCUGCUCAGUCAGUGGCUGCUGGUCAAGAAAAGGCUCGUAUGCGUGUGAACAAAGCUUGUGAACGUUGUCGUAAUCAUAAAGUCAAGUGCAGCGGAAGCCAGCCUUGUACGAAUUGCGUCAAGCACAGUGUUGAAUGUGUGUUUAGAACUGCCGGUCAGGCUACUGCCACUGUAACUACUCAAGGAAACAUCCUUGGUGUUUCUACAUCUUCUGCCACAAGCAAUGAUGGCCUUGCUCCACUGAGCGAAAUGUCAGCACCAGAUGGUCCACAGAGAAAGAAACAACGGUCGGCUUUCUCGCCAGAUCCAUUCCCUACUCAUCCCGUUCAAACUCAAAAUGAUCACCCACCUAACGUACCAGCAACUCCUAACUACCAUUCUCACGCUUUACCAGUUAUUCAAAAAAAUUAUGCUGAUCCAUCAUAUACGGCAUACUUGGAAAAUAGAGUUCACUACCUAGAGAACUUGCUCUCUGAUCACCUGAAUGGGCACGUUAAGAACGUGGGAAGGAUCAAUCCAGAUACUCUGGAUGUUGCAGACUUAAUGCGUCACACAGCUUCCAAAUGGCGUUCAAGUAGGCGACACCAAAACGCUUUGGUGAUUGAGUUGUGUAAGGCUUUGUACGAAGGUCUUGACCCAGAAGCCAAGCUGAAGGUUACUGUUCCUCGUACUCAGUAUUUCGGAUGGAACUUAUCUGGCUGUAAUUAUCUUAAGCCUGAGCCUUUGCCUUCGUUGCCAGAUAUCAAAUUGCUCAACGAAGCUACUAAGACGCAUUAUGUCGAUUUCUUCUUCCGUGAAAUCAACCCUCUUUACGCAAUUCUCCACGAAACCGUCUUCAGAGAGCAGAUAGUGGCUUUCAACAAACAGUCAAGUUCUGGUGCUCCUACCAACGUCACAGCCCUUUUCCUGGCAAUGUUAUGUCUCGUCUAUGCUUUAAGUAAUCGUUUCGUGCAAUUUAUGAAACCAGAGGGACCUAGUAUGGAUAUGCUUCGUUUGGAAGAAAGACUUUUCAAAUAUUCCCAUAAGGUCUUGCAAAUUUUCAGUUUUGAAUGGGAAUCCUUUGAGUUGAUCCAGUGCUGGUUGCUCGUGACGCUUUACUUGCGUAUUACCCACAGACAAACAGCCGCCAACUCUGCCUUUGGCCAUGCAAUCGGUAUGUGUCGUUCUAUGGGAUUGUUUAGAGACAGAAAAGUUACUGCUGACGUUUCCACAUACGAUCUUUUGAAGGCCAAGCGUAUUUUCUUUUCAGUUUACUGCUUUGAUAGAAUCAUGUUUCUUCAAGCUGGCCGUUACAGAGCGCUCAACGAGUUUGAUAUAAUACGGCCCUUCCCCAGUUUCGAUUUCGUUAAGGAAUCAGCAGGUGACGAUUGGAUCACUUUACCUGCCUUUGCAAUGAUACAUAUCGCUCGUGUGUCCAACUUCAUUCACACUAAUAGUUCAGACAACUAUGACUUGCUUAAGUCUCAGCAAAUCAAUAAGGAAAUCUACUUGCUUCAAGGUUGGCUUUCUGAGAAUGGGUUUGACGAUGUGCAUGAUAUUUUCCCUUACGAAGGCUGCGGAGGUCCUGUUUCACAUAUGAUGAAAGCUACUGUCAAGCUCCACUUCUAUGACUUAUUGUUGGCAAUCCAUGGAAAGCUUCUAUUCAGCUACUUCGGGAAACGUCUUGCAUCGGAAGGUAUGCAAAUCGAGAAAGUGGUCGAAGCCAACGAAGGAGUCAUUUAUUUGCUCAACAAACUCAAAAACGCAAAGUGUCUAUACGCUCCUUGGUAUAUUAACCUUCUCUUGUUGUUUAAUGUUGGUAUCAACUGUCUUGUUUUCAUCAAUGCGGGUGUUUUCCUUGUUGAAUCACGAAGACUAAUGAAGGAUUCUAUGAACUUGCUUAAUUAUUACCAAGACUCGCCGGUUAAGAAUGAUAAAGGUAAGCUCAUCUUUCACGAAAGGUUCAAAAUGGUGAAAGAGUGUAUUUGGGUGUUCAAGAUGACCAAUAAGAUCAUGUCACUUAGUUUCCAAAAGUCCCUUGCCGAUAUCGAAGAGUAUGGCACGGAUCCAGGAUCAGCAGAGGUCAACCAGCAAUACUUUACUCAGUUUGGACUCAUGAAGCAAAAGAAAAAAGACGACUUGGAGAAACUCAUGGAGGACCAGAGCAAGAGAGAGUACUACGACCAUACAAGAAGUGUUGUUUCUGACGAUCCAUCCCCGGGAACGGUUCCUUCACAACCAGCUUCAGAUGCCUUUGGUAACGAUAAUUUCUUAGGCAACCUUCAGUGGUUCGACCAAUGGCUCGACUUCAACCAGGAGAUAUAG
This is a messenger RNA of Candidozyma haemuli, 2778 nucleotides long. It is a transcript of the gene CTA7, whose product is annotated as Cta7p. The transcript has a single exon. Gene Ontology annotation, cellular component: nucleus. The record is from RefSeq and is a predicted model, not a curated record. Gene Ontology annotation, biological process: DNA-templated transcription; positive regulation of transcription by RNA polymerase II. Gene Ontology annotation, molecular function: zinc ion binding; DNA-binding transcription factor activity, RNA polymerase II-specific; sequence-specific DNA binding. The coding region runs from base 1 to 2778 and encodes 925 amino acids. NCBI's taxonomy places the organism in Eukaryota, Fungi, Ascomycota, Pichiomycetes, Serinales, Metschnikowiaceae.